Dichotomopilus funicola is the source of this 1521-nucleotide messenger RNA. RefSeq lists its product as uncharacterized. Lineage: Eukaryota; Fungi; Ascomycota; Sordariomycetes; Sordariales; Chaetomiaceae. The transcript is spliced from 2 exons. Bases 1 to 1521 code for a protein of 506 amino acids. The record is from RefSeq and is a predicted model, not a curated record.
AUGGCAUUUCUCAGCCCGGCCGUGGUGGACGCGGCGCGCAUGGUCGUCAGACAGGCGACCACAUCGGCCACAACGACCCUUCUCAGCAGCCACGGUAUUUCGCCUACCGGAUCACCAACCACUCCAGCUAGCGUCACAUCGACAAUUGCAUCGCCAACAGGAAGCAGCACGCUCGCUAAUGGCGCUACCGAUACUGCAGGAGGUACAGGAGGAGGGGGCGGCGGAGGCGAUGGAGGGGGUGGUGGAGGUGGAGGCAAUUCGUCCUCCCUCCUUUUCUUUGUCGCUCUCGGAUUUGGUGUUGUGUUCACCAAUCUCUGGAUCAUUGUUGGUGUGAAGUAUUGUUUCCGGUACAAUGCGCGGGCCCGUCAAAUGCGAAACGAGGAAGGCGAACCGAUCAACAUGGAAAACAUGCCCCGCCCCCACCGCCGUCGGAGGGAGAAGAAAUUGAUGCCGAUCGACGAAGUCAACGAGAAGUUUCCGAUGCUUAAAUACAAGACAUGGGUCGCGAGCCGCGCGCAGGAAGGAUUGCCAACCAGAGGUGGUGUGUCGGUCCCACAGAGCCGGCCGAAUAGCGUUCGGGAUACUGAGGGUGUGGUCGCCGAAAUACCGCCAGAGGAGCGGGCGUCAACCGAUGAACGACCGACGACAAGCGCCACAGCAGCGAGAGCGACCGAAGAGCCGCCAUCCGAGGAUGCGCCAGAAAUUACGGAGAAACCGCCUGCCCCGACUCCCCAUCAUGCGCCAAAGGAAAGCACUUCGAGUACAGUCGCAGGUCUCCGCCGAGCGUCGACAGAAUCCCACCGCGAUCCCGAUCCCGAUCCCGAUUCGGCCGUCGCGCAGAAGCACAUGAGCCAGAUUUCCCAUGAUGAAGAGGAGGAGGACGACCAUAUCGACGCAGCCCUCCCCCCGGAAUGUGUUGGGACAACGGGCGACACCUGCGCCAUCUGCAUCGACGCUCUUGAGGACGACGACGACGUGCGAGGCCUUACAUGCGGCCAUGCCUUCCAUGCCGUCUGCAUUGACCCGUGGCUGACGACCAGGAGAGCAUGCUGCCCCUUGUGCAAGGCUGACUACUACACCCCCAAGCCGCGGCCUCAGCCGGCCGAGGGCAACGAUGGGACCACGGGUGUUGUCCACGUAACUUUGCCCACCAGCUCCCGUAGCAACCGAAUGAACCUCCCGAGCAGGCCACGGCCAAUAUUUUUUGGGUUUGGUAGGACCGAACAGACCGAGGAUAGCCGACGCGCUACAGCAAGCCGGUCCCGGCCCCGAGACACUGGUGGCUCCUCUAUUCCGGGUCGCCGGGGGGCCCGGUCAAGCCCCAACCGUCCGUCGUCCGAUGGCGUCGAUCAGGCCGAGAACGGCGGCUUUCUUUCGGGCCUGAGGAACGCGAUACCCACUUUCCGAUUCGGCCGCCGGGGGCAAGAUGCCGAGACCCAGCCGGAACCCUCCGCGUCGGGUGCGAAUCCAACCGUGACUCCGUCACAAUUAGAGGCUGGAGUUCGGAACCCACCAAAUUAG